GAAUGAAGGAAGGAGGCUUUGGCUGACUGGCUCUGUGUUGGCUUAGCUAACGGCUCUCGGGGAGCCGGGAACAGGACGAGGAGGAUUUGGGGGUGCGGGAAGAGGGUAACAGAUGAGGUCAGCGUCUGUCUAGCUAGUGUGUGUGGGACCUGCUCUGCGCUGGGCACUGUCAAGGGACACUGAGCUGAGGGAGGCCAGUCGCUGGGAUGGGUUGGGUUGUCCUCUGCGCAGCGCGAGCCUGCGGGGUGGGAGGUGGGAGAAGGGGUCAGGCGAGACGGGCCUGCAGGAGAGCCCGAGGCACAGGCCGCUGUGUGUCAGCAGCUGAAAAUGGGGCCUCGGGCCUCAGAGGAGGAGUGACGGCAGGGAGGGGCCCGGAGAAGCGCCCCCCUGGCGUUAGCAGCGUCCUAAUGCUGACUGUCUCCCCGUUCUCUCCACCAGAACCUGUCAGCCGUCGGCGCGUUGGUGGGUCUCAGUAACGCUCGGCUCGGUUCCAUCAAAACUCGGUUUGAGGGCCUGUGUCUGCUGUCCCUGCUGGUGGGGGAGAGCCCCACGGAGAUGUUCCAGCAGCACUGCGUGUCGUGGCUCCGGAGCAUUCAGCAGGUCCUGCAGUCCCAGGACCCGCCCCCCACGAUGGAGCUGGCUGUGGCCGUCCUGAGGGACCUGCUCCGGUAUGCGGCCCAGCUGCCCACGCUCUUCCGGGACAUCUCCAUGAACCACCUCCCCGGCCUCCUCACCUCCCUGCUGGGCCUCAGGCCGGAGUGUGAGCUCUCGGCGCUGGAGGGAAUGAAGGCCUGCAUGACCUAUUUUCCUCGGGCCUGUGGCUCUCUCAAAGGCAAGCUGGCCUCGUUUUUCCUGUCCCGUGUGGAUGCCCUGAGUCCUCAGCUCCAGCAGCUGGCCUGCGAGUGUUACUCGAGGCUGCCCUCUCUAGGGGCCGGCUUCUCCCAGGGCCUGAAGCACACGGAGAGCUGGGAGCAAGAGCUGCACUGCCUGCUGGCCUCGCUGCACAGCCUGCUGGGGACCCUGUACGAGGGAGCGGAGACAGCCCCUGUACAGUAUGAGGGCCCCGGGGUGGAAGUGCUACUCACGCCCUCGGAGGACGGGGACGCCCACGUGCUGCUGCGGCUCCGACAGCGGUUCUGCGGCCUGGCCCGCUGCCUGGCGCUCAUGCUCAGCUCUGAGUUUGGGGCUCCCGUGUCCGUCCCCGUGCAGGAAAUCCUGGACGUCAUCUGCCGGACCCUCAGCAUCAGUGCCAAGAACAUUAGCUUGCUUGGAGACGGUCCCCUGCGGCUGCUGCUUCUGCCUUCCAUCCACCUGGAUGCCUUGGACCUGCUCUCCGCGCUCAUCCUCGCGUGUGGAGGCCGUCUCUUGCGCUUUGGGGCCCUCAUCAGCCGCCUGCUUCCCCAGGUCCUCAAUGCCUGGAACCUUGGUAGGGAUACCCUCUCUCCAGGCCAGGAGAGGCCUUACAGCACCGUGCGGACCAAGGUGUAUGCCGUGCUGGAGCUGUGGGUGCAGGUGUGCGGGGCUUCGGCGGGCGUGCUGCAGGGGGGUGCCUCGGGGGAGGCCCUGCUCUCCCACCUGCUCAGUGACAUCUCCCCGCCGGCGGAUGCUCUGAAGCUGCGCAGCCCGCGGGGGAGCCCGGAUGGGGGGCUGCAGGCCGGGAAGCCCAGCGCUCCCAAGAAGCUGAAGCUGGAUAUGGGGGAGGCCGUGGCCCCGCCCAGCCACCGGAAAGGGGACAGCAACGCCAACAGCGACGUGUGUGCGGCCGCGCUGAGAGGCCUCAGCCGGACCGUCCUCAUGUGCGGGCCCCUCAUCAAGGAGGAGACUCACAGGAGACUGCACGACCUGGUCCUGCCCCUGGUCAUGGGGGUCCAGCAGGGUGAGGUCCUGGGCAGCUCCCCCUACACCAGCUCCCACUGCCGCCGGGAGCUCUACCGCCUGCUGCUGGCCCUGCUGCUGGCACCUUCGCCCCGCUGCCCGCCUCCCCUCGCCUGUGCCCUGCAAGCCUUCUCUCUCGGCCAGCGAGAGGACAGCCUCGAGGUGUCGUCUUUCUGUUCGGAAGCCCUGGUGACCUGUGCUGCCCUGACCCACCCCCGGGUUCCUCCCCUGCAGUCCAUGGGCCCCGCCUGCCCCACGCCUGCCCCAGUUCCCCCUCCUGAGGCCCCAUCUCCAUUCAGGGCCCCCCCCUUCCAUACCCCGGGCCCCAUGCCCUCGGUGGGUCCCAUGCCCUCGGUAGGCCCCAUGCCUUCGGCGGGCCCCAUGCCCUCGGCGGGCUCCAUGGCAUCGGCAGGCCCCAUGCCCCCGACGCGCCCCGGACCUCCAGCCACAGCCAACCACUUAGGCCUCUCUGUCCCAGGCUUGGUAUCUGUACCCCCCCGGCUCCUUCCCGGCCCUGAGAACCACCGGGCAGGCUCAAAUGAGGACCCCGUCCUUGCCCCUAGCGGCACUCCUCCACCCCCUAUACCCCCGGAUGAAACUUUUGGGGGCAGAGCGCCCAGACCGGCCUUUGUCCAUUACGAUAAGGAGGAGGCGUCCGACGUGGAGAUCUCCUUGGAAAGCGACUCAGACGACAGUGUGGUGAUCGUGCCCGAGGGGCUGCCGUCCCUGCCGCCCCCACCCCCCUCGGGCACCACACCCCCACCCGUGGCUCCAGCCGGGCCACCGACCGCCUCCCCUCCUGUGGCGGCCAAGGAGGAGCCUGAAGAGCUUCCCGCGGCUCUUGCGGGGCCGGGUGUGCGCGCGCGGGGGGCCAGGUGUGCGCGCGGGGCCAGGUGUGCGCGCGCGGGGGGGGCCAGGUGUGCGCACACACGCAGACGGGUCCGGCCUUCCCUUCAGCGUCCCCAGAGGGGCUGCGUUACCACCGAGGAUAAAUCCCUUGCAUCGAGUCACGGGAUCUGCUCGUUCAGCAGACACUGAGUACCGGUUGCGUAG
This is a messenger RNA of Ailuropoda melanoleuca (giant panda), 2928 nucleotides long. It is a transcript of the gene PELP1, whose product is annotated as proline, glutamate and leucine rich protein 1. Bases 556 to 2913 code for a protein of 785 amino acids. Gene Ontology annotation, cellular component: nucleus. Gene Ontology annotation, biological process: rRNA processing. Lineage: Eukaryota; Metazoa; Chordata; Mammalia; Carnivora; Ursidae. The record is from RefSeq and is a predicted model, not a curated record. The transcript is spliced from 15 exons.